Messenger RNA from Spirodela intermedia, 2323 nucleotides. The record is from the annotation of a GenBank genome assembly. Lineage: Eukaryota; Viridiplantae; Streptophyta; Magnoliopsida; Alismatales; Araceae.
AUGCAGGGCGCCGCACUGUCAGCCUUGCGGCUCCCCUUCGGUUUCGCUGCCGGCGGCGAGUACCAUCGCCGGCGCCAUUGCAGGAGCUCCGGGGGGUUCGGCGUGAGGAUGGCCCUGAGGGAGGACGGGCCUUCGCUGGCGAUAGUCGGCGUCACCGGCGCCGUCGGGCAGGAGUUCCUCGGCGUGAUCUCCGAUCGAGAUUUCCCCUACCGGAGCAUCCGGAUGCUCGCCAGCAAGCGGUCUGCCGGCCGGCGGCUAACCUUCGAGGGCAACGAGUACGUCAUCGAGGAGCUCAAGGAGGAGAGCUUCGACGGCGUCGACGUCGCCCUCUUCAGCGCCGGCGGGUCCAUCAGCAAGGCCUUCGGUCCGGCGGCGGUGGCGCGGGGCUGCGUGGUGGUGGAUAAUAGCUCGGCGUUCCGGAUGGACCCCGAGGUUCCGCUCGUCAUCCCCGAGGUGAACCCGGAAGCCAUGGCCCACAUCAAGGUCGGGUCCGGCAAGGGCGGCCUCAUCGCCAACCCCAACUGUUCCACCAUCAUCUGCCUCAUGGCCGCCACCCCUCUCCACCGCCAAGCCAAGGUACUACUAAAAUGAAACUAGAAGAAGAAAGUCAUUCUCCCUUUUCUGUGUGGAGAGUAAUAAACCCAGGAGUUGCUUGGAGUUUUCUACCAGAGAUUAAUCGUCCUUGAUGGAUGAGAAUGCUUCUACUGGUCGUUAGAGCUCCUCACUUGAGAUAACCUUCGCUAGCUUUCUACACAGAAAAGGAGAAAAAAGUUACUGCUGAGAAAAGAGAAAAGCCACCGAUGAGGCCCACCCAUUUAGUUUAAGGAAAAUAUCAGCCUUCUACCAUACGAUCGAUAUCACAUCGAAGGUUUUGUGCUGAGUCCCCCUUCUUGGGUUCAUGAAUUAUCCAGGUGAAACGAAUGGUUGUCAGCACCUAUCAGGCAGCUAGCGGAGCUGGUGCUGCGGCCAUGGAGGAGCUUGAACUGCAGACUCGUGAGGUCCGGCUGAUGACAAUGUUUAUAUCUUUUAGAAGCCAUCCUUUGUUCCCAAAAGCAGAGCUGGAUGUGGAAAUUCCUGAUACUUUUUAUCGUCCAUUAACAGGUUCUUGAUGGCAGACCACCUACUUGUAAUAUCUUCAAGCAGCAGGUUGGUUUUUUUUCCUCUCUCCCUCUUCAUUUCCUUCUCUGGUUGACAGAAAACAACAUAUCCUCAGAACUCAUGUUCUUGAUUUUUUAUAUUGUAUUCAUCAGUAUGCGUUCAAUCUGUUUUCACACAAUGCACCAGUCCAGCCGAAUGGUUACAACGAAGAGGAAAUGAAACUAGUCAAGGAAACAAGAAAAAUAUGGGUAAUCCUCUUCAACCCAAUCAAGAUGGCAUAAUUUUUUUUUCGUGACAUUUGGAAUCGUAGAAUGAAGAAGAAAUUAAAUUUAUUCGCGGAAUAAAAAUGCGGGCAUUCCUUUGCAACCCAAAAGAAGAUUUUUUAUUUUUUAUUUUCUCUUAGUGAUCUAUGGAGCUUUUUUAUAUAUGGAGUUUUUCUUCUCCUGCAGAAUGAUGAGGAGGUCAAGGUGACUGCCACCUGUAUUCGGGUCCCCGUCAUGCGUGCACAUGCUGAAAGUGUGAACCUCCAGUUCGAGAAGCCUCUGGAUGAGGUGAUGCAUGAACAUUAUUGACUAAUCAAUUAAUUAGGAAACUAAUUUUCAGUUCUCCUUGGUUCUUAGAUCAUUUUUGCUAAUUUUACCCGCGUGGACCUGUUGAUACUUUCUAAUCUCUCCCAUGCGAUAUUUUAUAUGAUGAUCGACUCUUUCAACGAAUUCGAACAUCAUGUCAAGACCUGGUUAAGAGUGGGGUUGACCUGGCUUCCAUGUUAAACUCACCAGGACACUGCGAGGGAGAUCUUGCGGGGAGCUCCUGGUGUGGUCGUCAUUGAUGACCGGGCUUCCAAUCACUUCCCUACUCCCUUGGAGGUCUCUCUCUCUCUCUCUCUCUCUCUCUCUCUCUCUCUCUCUCUCUCUCUCUCACACACACACACACACACACACACACACACACACACACACGAUGUCAUCUGGACUAAUUGACGACUUGCAGGUGUCAAACAAGGAUGAUGUUGCAGUGGGACGGGUUCGGCAGGAUAUUUCCCAAGAAGGAAAUCAUGGGUAACUGAUCCUACAUUAUUCGAGCCGCUCAGGUUUUAUUCUCUGCGGAUCUACCGUCGGUCUUAGAGGGAGGGCUUUGUUUCAGGUUGGACAUAUUCGUGUGCGGAGAUCAAAUACGCAAAGGAGCUGCGCUCAACGCCAUCCAAAUCGCGGAGAGACUUCUCUAG